Cyprinodon variegatus (sheepshead minnow) is the source of this 8428-nucleotide messenger RNA. RefSeq names its product solute carrier family 8 (sodium/calcium exchanger), member 1 (gene slc8a1). The record is from RefSeq and is a predicted model, not a curated record. Gene Ontology annotation, biological process: calcium ion import across plasma membrane; cell communication; sodium ion transmembrane transport. The transcript is spliced from 11 exons. Gene Ontology annotation, molecular function: calcium:sodium antiporter activity. Lineage: Eukaryota; Metazoa; Chordata; Actinopteri; Cyprinodontiformes; Cyprinodontidae. Bases 502 to 3351 code for a protein of 949 amino acids. Gene Ontology annotation, cellular component: axon; sarcolemma; postsynapse.
CACACACACACACACACGCGCUCUCUUUCUCUCUUUUUGACGGGGAGAACCGGGAAGGGAAGAAUGAGGAAGAGGUCCGCUGCGCUACGCGCCUCGUCUCAGCGAAUGCGGGUUUGCUGAUGAAGCGCUGCUCCGGUCAUCCGAUCAUACAGGUCACUCAGGUCGCGCUGCAUGGAAACAAGGAGUAGGCAAGAAGAGCAAAAGAUAACGGCAACAAAUAAAGGGGAGGAAAAGUGUUUGUGCAUGGGAAUCCGGAGUACUCUUCCCUCCCUUUGUGCGUCUCGGUGGUUGGAUACGCUGCCUUGACUAGCGUAUAAGAGCUCCCUGCGUCUCCAUUAUCGUCCCUCACUACUGGCUUUACCUCGGCACUACUCCUCCUUCUCCUGCAAGUACUCCUUACAUUAGAAGAGCUGUAUUACUACUUAACUACGAGCCAGCAACUCCGGAUUGGAAAGGUUCAACAACUACACUUCAGCUAAAAGUCUUGGAUUUACCAUCACCAUGGGCUACAGGUGUCACUCGUCUGUCCUGUCUCCUGCACUGAUACUAGCUGUUGUUACUGUGAUUCUCCUCCUGGAACCCCGGACCACGCUGGCUGGUGCCGCUCCCGAGCAAAGCCUGGGCAGCUCUGUUUCUGCCGUGUCUACAAAUAAAACAGAAUGCAGCAAACCUGAACAGUGUGAAAAUGGGGUGCUGCUACCCAUGUGGGAGCCGCGAAACCCAUCAUUUGGAGACAAGGUUGCCAGAGCAACGGUUUACUUUGUAGCUCUGGUCUACAUGUUCCUUGGUGUGUCAAUAAUUGCAGAUCGUUUCAUGGCAUCGAUAGAGGUCAUUACAUCACAGGAAAAAGAGAUUACUAUCAAGAAGCCGAAUGGAGAAACCACCAAAACUACGGUGCGAAUCUGGAACGAGACUGUCUCUAAUCUCACCCUCAUGGCUCUGGGCUCAUCUGCUCCUGAAAUCUUACUCUCUGUCAUAGAAAUAGUGGGUCAUGGGUUCGAUGCUGGCACACUGGGCCCCUCUACUAUUGUGGGUUCUGCAGCAUUCAACAUGUUUGUCAUCAUUGGGAUCUGUGUGUACGUUGUGCCCGAUGGAGAGACGAGGAAGGUCAAGCACCUCAGAGUCUUCUUUGUCACAGCCGCCUGGAGUAUCUUUGCCUACAUCUGGCUCUACCUGAUCCUGUCGGUGAUAUCCCCUGGUGUGGUGCAGGUCUGGGAAGGUCUGCUCACUUUCCUCUUCUUCCCGAUCUGCGUUGUGUUCGCAUGGGUGGCAGACCGUAGGCUGCUAUUCUACAAGUAUGUCUACAAGCGUUACCGCACUGGCAAGCAGCGUGGCAUGAUCAUUGAGACGGAGGGAGAUCGUCCGCUUCCUUCCAAGGUGGACAUUGAGAUGGAUGGAAAGAUGCUAAAUUCUCAUGGUGUUGACUUCCUUGAUGGUCCGCUGGGUUUGGAUAUUGAUGAAAAGGAUUUGGACGAGGAGGAAACCCGCAGAGAUAUGGCUAAGAUCCUGAAGGAGCUCAAGCAGAAACACCCUGACAAGGAGGUGGAACAACUCAUUGAACUCGCCAAUUACCAAGUCCUUAGCCAGCAGCAGAAAAGUCGAGCCUUCUAUCGAUGUCAGGCCACCCGACUCAUGACUGGUGCAGGCAACAUUCUGAAGAAACAUGCUGCAGACCAGGCUCGAAAGGCUGUGAGCAUGCACGAGGUCCGCUCCGACGCUGGUGAUAAUGAUCCAAUCUCCAAGAUCUUUUUUGAGCCAGGCUCCUACCAGUGUCUUGAGAACUGCGGCACAGUGGCUGUAAAUGUGGUCCGGAGAGGCGGGGAUCUGGGCAAGACUGUGUCUGUGGAGUACCGGACGGAGGACGGCACUGCCAAUGCUGGUUCUGACUACGAAUUCACAGAGGGUGUGGUAGUGUUCAAGCCAGGCGAGACCAUGAAGGAAAUUCGUGUGGGAAUCAUCGAUGACGACAUUUUCGAGGAGGAUGAAAACUUCCUUAUUCAUCUGUCCAAUGUCAAGGUGUUAGCCUCAGAAGGUGAAGAGCCAGAGGAAAAUGAAGCAGCUAAUCAUGUUGACUCUAUUGCGUGUAUUGGCAUACCAUCAACAGCCACCGUUACCAUAUUCGAUGACGACCACGCCGGUAUCUUUACGUUCGAGGAGCCUGUUUGCCAUGUCAGUGAGAGUGUUGGUAUAAUGGAGGUGAAAGUGCUGAGAACCUCUGGAGCUCGUGGUGUGGUCAUGCUGCCAUACAAGACUGUGGAAGGGACUGCUCGAGGCAACGGGGAGGACUUUGAAGACACUCAUGGCGUCCUUGAAUUUCAAAACGACGAAAUCUUUAAAAUCAUCAAGGUGAAAAUAAUUGAUGACGAGGAGUAUGAGAAGAACAAAACCUUCUACAUUGAGAUUGGGGAGCCUCGCCUCGUGGAGAGCAAUGACGCCAAAGGUCAAGAAGAGGAGGAAAAGCCAAAGGCAGAAGGGGAGGAAGAAGAGCCACUAACGGGAAAAGAUGAAGAGGAGCGGCGUAUAGCAGAAAUGGGCCGUCCCAUGCUGGGAGAUCACGUCAAACUGGAGGUCAUCAUUGAGGAAUCAUACGAGUUUAAGAAUACGGUGGACAAGCUGAUAAAGAAGACCAACUUAGCUCUGUUGGUAGGUACCAACAGCUGGAGAGACCAGUUUAUUGAAGCCAUCACUGUGAGUGCAGGUGAAGAUGACGAUGAUGAAGAGUGCGGGGAGGAAAAACUGCCCUCAUGCUUUGACUACGUCAUGCAUUUCCUCACUGUGUUCUGGAAAGUUCUGUUUGCCUUCGUCCCCCCCACUGAUUAUUGGAGCGGCUGGGCCUGCUUCGUUGUCUCCAUCUGUAUGAUUGGACUUCUAACUGCUGUCAUCGGGGAUCUGGCUUCUCAUUUCGGCUGCACCGUAGGUCUGAAAGACUCCGUCACAGCAGUCGUAUUUGUCGCACUCGGAACUUCUGUGCCAGAUACCUUUGCCAGUAAAGUUGCAGCAACACAAGAUCAGUAUGCUGAUGCAUCCAUUGGGAAUGUGACAGGCUCCAAUGCUGUCAAUGUGUUUCUUGGCAUUGGGGUGGCAUGGUCCAUUGCUGCCAUCUACCACAACAGCAAGGGUCGCGAGUUUAAGGUUGACCCUGGCACUCUGGCUUUCUCCGUUACACUCUUCACCAUAUUUGCCUUUAUCACCGUUGCCACCCUGAUGUACCGACGGCGGCCAGAAAUCGGUGGGGAGCUUGGCGGGCCCCGGACUGCUAAGGUCCUGACCACCAUGCUGUUCAUCAGCCUCUGGCUCCUCUACAUUCUCUUCUCCUCACUGGAGGCCUAUUGCCACAUCAAAGGCUUUUAAGAGAAAGAAAGAUGCAGAAGAGAAGGGUGGGGCAGAAGAACAAGGAUGAAAGAAAGGGAUCAACGGAAUGGAUUGUUGUUUAAAAAAUUAAGGUUGUCAUUGAUCUAUUACUCCCUCCCUUUGUGCAAUACAUGAAAUGACAAAUUAAUGGAUGUAUGUACAGAUGAAGAACCUUCCGAUGCGCUCAAAAUAGCAGCGGAGGGAAUCAAAGAUGCAUGGAAGAACAUCAUACUUGAGAUUCAAAGCCACUACAGAAAUUACUUCACUGAUGGCAAAAGGAAUACAAAAAAAAAUCCCCUUUCCCUUCUCACCACAAAUUCACACACAUCAUGCUGUCGAUGACAAAUUUUGGUUUAAAUUCAUAAAACAAAUUUACCAUAACACAAUAGUUGCAAUACAUGUCCUUUGUUUCAGAUAAAUCCGUGAUAGGAGAAUCCAAAUCAGCUUAUUGGGUUGGACUUUUAAAUAGAUCAUCAGUGCUCAUAGUUUGAAAAUGUGGCUUAAGCAACAAUCUCUGCAGACCUCAAGUUGGAGCAAAGAUCCUCUUGUGUCCAGGUUCAAAAUAUCAGUUUCUGCACGCACGUUCAAAGCUAAAAAAUGUAAUAGACAAACAGGAUCCUUGGCCACAGCCAUUUAUUGACAACAAACUGUGUCUGCAGGAGUAUGGCGGUGUGUUUGAGGUGGGAAGAUGGUAAACUACUGUGAAAUAAAUGCCUCUUGUUUUUGCUGUUGCUGCGUAAGACAAAAAUGCUAUUGUGCUUGAGGGCUUCUUGACUCUCACAGCUUGUAGAAAUGCUGAAGUGGACUUCUGUUCUGGGAGGGGCCCGUUCCAUCUGACGAAACUUUGAUCCUUGCCGGGUUUGGCACUUGUAAAUACUAUGAGGAGGACAGACGUUUCAGCUUGACUGGUUUCUUUCUGAAUGUCUUGGUUAUGCCACCGGCCCCUCAAAUGGGUCCUCGUUCUGUUGCUUUAUACUGUAGAUGUAAAUGAUUUAAGGUCCUUAUCUAAAUCAAAGUUGAUGGUGGAGGAUUUUGUGCUUUUACCUUUAAUAGGGCCAUGUCUGAGAGGACAAGAGGCCACUCUACCGUCAAAAACUGUUAGAGAAACCAUAGUUGUCGCGUUGCUAUUAUCCAUGUUAUCAUUGUGUGUUGGGGUUUCUUUUCUUUAAUGAAGGAAUCUCCUUUUUUAACUAUUGAGAUUUUCCACAAUCAUAUUUCAGUCAAAUCGUUGCCAUAUAAUAAGUAAAAAAAAUAAUAUAGAUGCCAAUUUCUGCAAAACUCGAAGGACUUUGUGAGUUCUGUUCAAUUUAUUCAACAACUUGGACAAUAUCCUGCCUCCUAAACAAGCCGUUGUUGACUGUUCAAUGAUUUAUUUGAAUAUUUCUAAACUUAAGGGCUUUGUUCAAACUAACAUAUUCCUGGUCCUUCCUAUUGGUUUCUAAUUCUGAGAAUAUAGUUAGACUGGCCAUUAGGGGUGAUAUAUAUAGACACUUUUCACACUUAAGAUUGACUCUUCCUUAAUAAGAUUUUGUUUCAUAGAAAAAAUAAAAAUAAAGAAGCUCCAUUAAAUAACUCAACUAUCAAAACUAGUUUUGCUUAACUUUUGGCCCAAACUGCUCAUUUUCAUCCCGUUUUGACUGAAACAGCUUUUAAAAAUAGGUCUAAGUUCUUGCUUUAGCUACACCCAUUUGUGUAGCUUUAUUCAAGCUGAUUUAUAAAGGUGUUUAACCAUGAGGAUGCUGUUAACACAAUUUCUUUGCUAAUAUUUAUUUCCAAAAAAUAUAUUUCAAUAGAAAAACAUAUUUCAUACUUCAUCAUGUUACAGUAACCAUUAUGAUUUCACAAUAGCAGCGUAAAUAAAAGCCAUGUGAUAGAAAUAUAGGCAGUUCCUCAAUAUUCAUUACUGUUUUUUCCCUCUAAGGGUGAUAAUAUUGAGGUCUUUUUCUUUUUAUUCUUUAAAUUGGUAUCUAAAAAAGAAGCUGUAUUCAUUUCAUCAUUUUAUCAGCAAGGAGCGACAAAAACAUAUUAUUCAAACCAAAAGGCUCCGAAGCCUUUUCAUAUCUCUGGUUUGGUGGUCCGAAUUCUACAAAAAUCUAUUUUCUGAUGUAGGAACCAAGAGGUCCUACAUCCAAGAUGAAACAAAAUAUUGGAGUCACUACUUUAAGACAAAAUUUAAUUAAAACAAUUUUUUUAUGAACCUUAGGCAAAGAAUUUCAGCAGCUGAUUGCACAGAGGGACGGUGGUCCAAAUUAUAUUGGCAAUCUCUGGAAAGACAGAGCAGAUUAUAGUAAAACAUUAGCUUUGCUGUCUGUUCUUUUAACCUACCAAUAAUUAUAUAAACAGUCAAAAUUUUGUCAAAACCACUAAUUGGAACACAAAAAAACCCCUUGAAAUCAACAACAAAAACAGCCCAAAUCAUUAAUAAGCCUAUUUUGACUGAGAGAUGUUUAGACUUCAGACUGUUAUUUUAUUUAUACAGCUGCAAACCAUGAAAAUCUCAGUGUACACAUACUUGUACUAUAGCACUACUGUAUGCAAAUUAAUUGGCAAGUAUUUCAAUAUAUUUUUUUUAACCUAAUGUUCAAUAAGCAGUAUUUUAAACUUUAUCUGUAGAAUAAUUAGUCUGGAUUAGUUAAACCAUUGUAAACUUAGCAGUAGUUUUGUCAAAGAAUGUUAUCGAUGCGAGUGGUAGUCAAGCAGAGGCCUUCAUUAGAUGAAUAUCCAGAGAAUUCUAAAGACAGACAUCUUAAAUGUUCUAGAUUUUCUUAAAUAAUCAAGUAGAACAAUAGAGUAGGAAAAACUUAACUGAAUAAAGCUCCAACAACAUGGCUCAGACAGCCUUCUUGCAUCGAUAAUGAAACAAAAUGGCAAAACAAGACUGAAAUAUGUAAAGCUCUGCAUUAGAUAACUGUUGUUGUAUGAAGUCUUUGGAGUGACAGUUUACCCCUAUUUUGCCAAAGGGAUAUCUUUCUAUCACAAAUAUUUGUAACGAAUCCAGUAAAAGGUUUUCUAAUCAAACUCCUUUCCAAAAACACCAAAUAUACUCAUAUACACAUUUCUUUAAAAAGCAGCAGGAAAUAGUCAUUUAAACUCAACUCAAACCUUUCUAAUUAAAGUUAUUAUGUAAUUGUCUCUUCACUGGGAUGGAGCUGAAGGUUUAUACACUGUAAUCAAUUUAAAAUAGUAAUACUAGCAAAAAAAAUAAAAAUAGAAAUGUACAACUGCAUUGGUUUAGUAUAACUUGAAGCCAUUAAUUUUCUUAGAUGUUGUCGAAACAUGUUGGAUUUAUUUUAAAACAGGUGGACAAGAAAGAGGCACUUGUAGUCGUGAAAUUUUUUUUUGCAUUCAGCCCAUUUUCUGAGUAUUUUUUUACAGAAAAAAAUUACUUUGAAGGCUGGUGGUCUCUUGUAACACCAGCUUUGUUGCACACAGUUUCUAUGUUACAACCUUGACUAACGGGCUUGUCUAACAUGAAGCUAACGGCAGCUGUCCGCAUGGUUUGAACGGAGGUGGGAAACUAAUUUCUGGCUUGCUAAUUUUGAGCUGCAACCAGCAAGCUUGCUAACUUUAACUGUAAAUACCAAACAGGCAGGGUUUUUUUAAAGUCAUAAACCAACUUUUCUUAGAAAAGCACUGCAAUAGCUUAUAAGUUAGUUUCUUGGCUCAGGCCUCAAAGUAACGAGUCUUUAACACAAAGCAACGAAGGAUUAAACAACUGAGCUGUUGACUGCUGUGAUUUGGACUUUUUGCUGUUUAACUGUAGAAUCUUAAAAUGAAGGAAAAGCCUUGCACUGCUUCAUGUUGCUAAAUAAAACGGCUAAAUGACCGUUUGAUUAGCAGAGUCGCUUUCGAUGUAAACAUAUUUUUGUUUAAUGAUUGACUUAAACAGUAAUUACAAUGUUCCUGUAAAAAAAUAAUAAUAAUCAAGUGGUGUUGGAUCAGUUGUGAACCAUUAAUAAUGUUGCUACUCAUGUAAAAGUUGAUAUGUCUCCGCUGCCUAAUUCACUUCUUAGCUUACCGACUGUCUGACAGACUGAGAAAUAAAUACAUGCAACACUGGAAAGUCAAAGAAAUGGGGGAAAGUAAAGAUGGAAGGAUGGACAUUCCUCUGGUACAAAAUGAGCAAAAGAAAAAGGAAUGUUGGGAUUAAAAGAAAAAACUUACCGGAGCUAUUCUUUACCUUUAACAUUUUAAAGUACAGGACACUAUCAAGAGAGGACAGAUAGUAAUAAAAAAAAUAUGUGGGAAGAAUAUGAAAAUAUAACAAAAAAAAAAUAAUGAAGUUACAGCCAUACAUUGAUUUCUGGGCCAGUGAGACAAAUGGACUCCUCUUGCCCAGCAUGUGUAUUGUUAUGAAGUCUUAUCCGUCCUCGUGUGUUUUCAUGCCUUUUCUCUCUUUCUAAAUGUCCUGCCAAAGUAACCAAAAUGGGCAGUAAUUUUUCUGUUAUAUUCCCCCCAAAACAGCCCUCCUUUUCCCCCCGUCCGUCUCCCCCUAUGCCACAUUUUCCAUGUUUUGGAAUGUCGAUGUGCUACUUGUUGACACUGUGCAUGAAUGAUGAAAUGCCUGUACAUAGUCCUAGAGAAUCUAGAGUUUCCCAUUCCUAUGGUGUUAACAGGAAGAGGUUUGAAUGUUGUACAGAUUUAGAUUUUUCCUUUGAUCCCUCUUCUUAAGUUACAGUUUGUGCAGAGCUAAAUUUUUUUCUUAAGUCAAACAAAGCUGCAAAGUCUGUUUGAAUUAAUUGCACAUCAUUAAUCAAGAUAUAUAUCAUUUAUGUUAAAAAAGGCAAUAUCUGCUGUUAUUGAAUGAGAGAGGAGAUAAUAGAAUUAUAUAUCUUAAAUCUAUAUGGGAGUUGCAUGGGUUAUUUGUAAAAAAGAAAACGGGGAGAGAAAAAAAAUGGCUUGCUACUUUUAAUACAAUGGCUGUAUACUGACAAAUGAGGAAUACUGUAUGUACAUCUAAAUGUUAUUUUGUCUUUAAAGAAAGCAUAUUAUGUAUAUUCUGUACAGUGUUAUCGGUGAGGUGGCCUUUAUGGUCAUACACUAACCAUAGAUUUAAUUCAACAUAUUUAUUUAAAAG